Andrographis paniculata is the source of this 2506-nucleotide messenger RNA. RefSeq names its product glucomannan 4-beta-mannosyltransferase 9-like. The coding region runs from base 652 to 2250 and encodes 532 amino acids. The record is from RefSeq and is a predicted model, not a curated record. NCBI's taxonomy places the organism in Eukaryota, Viridiplantae, Streptophyta, Magnoliopsida, Lamiales, Acanthaceae. Gene Ontology annotation, cellular component: Golgi apparatus. Gene Ontology annotation, molecular function: mannan synthase activity. The transcript has 9 exons.
AUUCUUACAUCUCUCUCAUCCCCUCGCACCACUCCUCCAAUCAAUCUUUCCCCCUCUUUCUCUAUCUACACUUCCUUUGUUCCACCUUUCUUUCUUUUGUUUUUUUUUUUUUUUUCAUCAUAUAUGGCUUGUCCCACAUUCUGCAUUUAAAGUUUCUGGCAAAGAAUUUCUGGGCUUCACAUGAAAACGGCAGAAAACUCCCAUGUUUUCUGUCUGAAAAAAACAAAAAGGAAGAAGAAGGGUUAAAGGGGUUGGCUUCCGUUGGUUGCUUUGAUUAUUAUUAUUAAGGGGGAGCUGCAUUGGGAAAUUUCUGACCCAUUCUGUGUAAUAAUUUUCAUUUUUGAUUUUUCUGGUGAGGAGUGGGUUUUCGGGUACGAAUAUAUAGUGUGGGGAGGUUCGAGCUAAGUGUUUUCUGACAUUCCAGCUCUCGUGCUUUCAUUUGCUUUUGCGUUUCAACGAAGCAAAAUUUAAAGAAAAUAUUCUUGCACUUUUCGCAAAGGGGGUAAAGGAAAUCCUAUAUAUUCUCGCCUGAUAGAUCUUGAUUUUUGCCGCAAGCCUUGUCCUGUCCUGUUCGGCUCUGUCUUUCUUUUUUUUUUUUUUCCUUACAACAUUAAUAUUUGUAAGGAUUAGAAGAAGAAGAAGAAGAAGUCAAUGAGUCAGUUUGGGUCGUCGACGUAUCUUCCCGACACGUUUUCGGGGACGAGGGAUGAUUUCACAGAGCAAUUUCUGGUAAUAUGGGGGCAGAUCAAGGAGCCGUUGAUCGUCCCGUUGCUGAAAGUUGGUGUGUUUUUGUGCCUGGUGAUGUCAGUGAUGCUGUUCAUCGAGAGGGUUUACAUGGCGGUCGUCAUUUGCCUCGUCAAACUGUUUGGUAAAACGCCCCAUAAACGCUACAAAUGGGAGCCGUUGAAGGACGACUUGGAGCUCGGCAAUUCUGCCUAUCCUAUGGUUCUUGUCCAAAUUCCAAUGUACAAUGAAAAGGAGGUUUAUCAGCUCUCCAUUGGAGCUGCAUGUGGCCUUUCUUGGCCCUCCGACAGGAUCAUCGUUCAAGUCCUCGAUGAUUCAACCGACCCUAUCAUCAAGAAUCUGGUGGAGAUGGAGUGCCAGAGAUGGGCAAGUAAGGGAAUAAAUAUCAAAUACGAAAUCAGGGACAACAGGAAUGGCUACAAAGCAGGAGCCUUGAAAGAAGGCCUAAAGCACUCAUACGUCAAACAAUGCGAAUAUGUCGCCAUUUUGGAUGCCGAUUUCCAGCCCGAACCCGAUUUCCUCUGGCGGACAAUUCCCUUCCUAGUCCACAAUCCUCAGCUCGCCCUCGUCCAGGCACGUUGGAAAUUCGUGAAUGCGGAUGAAUGCUUGCUGACAAGAAUGCAAGAAAUGUCACUUGACUAUCACUUCACCGUGGAGCAGGAAGUAGGCUCUUCCACUUACGCCUUCUUUGGCUUCAAUGGGACUGCUGGCAUCUGGAGAAUUUCUGCCAUUGAAGAGGCUGGAGGAUGGAAGGAUCGGACCACAGUCGAGGAUAUGGACUUGGCUGUUCGCGCCACGCUUAAAGGAUGGAAAUUCUUGUAUCUUGGCUCCGUCAGGGUUAAGAACGAAUUGCCGAGCACGCUCAAGGCUUAUCGCUACCAACAGCACCGAUGGUCGUGCGGCCCUGCUAACCUAUUCAGAAAAAUGUUUGGAGAGAUUGUAAGAAACAAGAAAGUGUCACUGUGGAAGAAGGUCCACGUCAUCUACAGCUUCUUCUUCGUGAGGAAGAUCAUCGCCCACAUCGUGACAUUCAUAUUCUACUGCGUCGUGCUGCCUGCCUCCGUAUUAGUCCCUGAAGUUGCUAUCCCCAAAUGGGGAGCAGUUUACAUCCCUUCCAUCAUUACAUUGCUCAAUGCUGUCGGAACUCCGAGGUCACUCCAUUUACUCGUGUUCUGGAUCCUCUUCGAAAAUGUGAUGUCGCUCCACCGGACAAAAGCCACAUUCAUCGGCUUGCUCGAGGCAGGCAGAGUCAACGAAUGGAUCGUCACAGAGAAACUCGGCGACGCCCUCAAGUUGAAAUCAGCUCUCAAAGCUUUCAGAAGGCCACGUUUCAGAAUUGGAGAAAGAGUUCAUCUGCUCGAGCUCGCCACCGGGUGCUUCCUCUUCUUCUGCGGCUGCUACGACAUUGCCUUCGGGAACAACUACUUUUUCGUCUACUUGUUCAUUCAGGCCACGGCAUUUUUCGUCAUCGGAUUCGGUUACGUCGGAACCUUUGUCCCUUCUUAGCUUUAACUAUCAAGCAUUGCUGGAAUGAUCGAUCAAUGCUCUUCAUCAUCCAUUUCUUUCUGUGAAUGUAUGCAAGCUUUUUGAUUUGCUGCUUUUUUUUUUGGCUUGAUUUUGUAUACUUGUAUUUUUACAUGUAGAAAGAAUGUCGUUAUUCUUUAAAGGUUUAAGCAUAAGAGAGUGAGUGAGUGAGUUCUUCUUGCUCACCAUUUGAGUUCAAUUCAAAUCAUCUUUUAUUUAACUUUUUGUUACUUUUGCA